This is a messenger RNA of Candoia aspera, 643 nucleotides long. RefSeq names its product ubiquitin-conjugating enzyme E2 A-like. The record is from RefSeq and is a predicted model, not a curated record. NCBI's taxonomy places the organism in Eukaryota, Metazoa, Chordata, Lepidosauria, Squamata, Candoiidae. Gene Ontology annotation, cellular component: HULC complex. The transcript has a single exon. Bases 86 to 406 code for a protein of 106 amino acids. Gene Ontology annotation, molecular function: ubiquitin conjugating enzyme activity. Gene Ontology annotation, biological process: DNA repair; proteasome-mediated ubiquitin-dependent protein catabolic process; protein polyubiquitination.
UGGGCGCACCUCAUGCGGCACUUCAAGAGGCUGCAGGAGGAUCCCUCAGCCGGAGUUCAGCAGAGCCCCCUUGGAGAACAACAUCAUGGUGUGGAAUGCGGUCAUCUUCGGGCCAGAGGGAACCCCAUUUGAGGAUGGAAUAUACAAGCUUACCAUAGAAUUCAUGGAAGAAUAUCCAGACAAGCCACCUACCGUUAGAUUUGUGUCUAAAAUGUUUCAUCUGAAUAUCUAUGCAGAUGGUAGUAUAUGUCUGGAUAUUCUUCAGAAUCAUUGGAGCCGUACCUACGAUGUAUCAUCCAUCUUAACAUCCAUACAGUCUUUACUGGAUAAGCCCAACCCAAACAGCCCAGCAAACAGCCAGGCAGCUCAACUAUACCAAGAGAAUAAGUGGGAAUACGAAAAAUGAGUUUCUGCAAUAGUAGAACAGAGCUGGCGUGACUGUUGACCAUGGAUGAUGCAAAUGAGCACUCUGAUGAGGAAAAUAUAUGUAUGAAGUAUCUGAGCCCUCCUCCUCCUCCUCCUAUCACUGCAUUUACUUGGAAAGCAAAACUAGUCAUCGUGCUGUUGCUGCCCGCCCUCACUGGAGCUCUUUCUCUUUGGACAUCAGAAAAGCCACCCUUUCCCAUUUCCCCUUGAGGUCAAA